AUGCUUGUGCAGCACCAACACCCAGUCCCUCUCCCAACAUCACCACCAUCAGCUUCGUCAACAACUUCAGAAUAUCUAGCUUACCACUACAAUGCACAUAUCUCUUCACCUGCAGCUGUUCAAGUACGAUCCAAACCGAUAGAUGUUGACUCUCUGGUACCACGAACAAAGCCAUCAGUCACUAUCCGGCCAGCAGUAAUCGCUGACGCACCGGCAAUUGCGCGACUGGGCUCCACUGUCUUUGCUACGACCUUUGGCUUCAGUAUUCCUACAAACGAUCUGAAGGCCUACCUCGACGAGGCGUACAGUGUGGAGGCUAUCGAGGAGGACAUUCGGUGUGCGACGAAGCAUAUUCUCGUGGCCUGUGCCAAAGCCCCCUCAAUUGAUGGUAAUGAGGACAGCGAGCAGGAAAUCGUCGGCUUCACUCAGCUAACGGAAGGCACCUCUGAGCCCUGCAUUUCCGAUGUCGAGUCCAUUGUCGAGCUGCAGCGCCUGUACGUCUCGACAACGUUCCAUGGCAAUGGGGUCGGCAAGCUCCUGGCGAGCCAGAUCGAAGACGUGGCCAGGCGUCUGGGUUACAAGGCACUGUGGCUGGGUGUCUGGGAGGGAAAUUUUCGAGCCCAGAAGGUCUAUGAAGGAUUAGGGUUUGAAAAAGUCGGCGACCAUGAGUUCAAAAUGGGUAAGUGCAUUCAAAUGGACUGGAUCAUGCUCAAGCAGCUGUAA
This is a messenger RNA of Fonsecaea erecta, 723 nucleotides long. RefSeq lists its product as hypothetical. The transcript has a single exon. Bases 1 to 723 code for a protein of 240 amino acids. Gene Ontology annotation, molecular function: acyltransferase activity, transferring groups other than amino-acyl groups. NCBI's taxonomy places the organism in Eukaryota, Fungi, Ascomycota, Eurotiomycetes, Chaetothyriales, Herpotrichiellaceae. The record is from RefSeq and is a predicted model, not a curated record.